Molecule: messenger RNA, 2962 nt
Organism: Solanum tuberosum (potato)
Lineage: Eukaryota; Viridiplantae; Streptophyta; Magnoliopsida; Solanales; Solanaceae
Product: receptor-like protein 12
Exons: 1
Coding region: 1-2838 (945 amino acids)
Molecular function (GO): protein binding
Source: RefSeq, a predicted model, not a curated record
AUGGUGUUUCUGAUAACGAGUUCUAAUUCUCGAGUAUACGGCCAAUGUUUGAGGGAUCAAAUGGCCUCAUUGCUUAAAUUGAAGCAUGAACUUACAUUUGAUUCUUCUAUACCAAAGAAAAUAGUUAGGUGGAAUAGAAACAUAGAUUGCUGCUUGUGGUCGGGUGUAAGUUGUGACGAAGAAGGUCAUGUGCUUGUGCUGGAGUUGGACAACGAAGCCAUUUCUGGCGGAGUUGACAACUCAAGCAGUCUCUUCGAUCUUCAACAUCUUGAGAAGCUCAAUCUGGCUUAUAACGACCUACGUUCUCUUCCAAUACCAACAGAUAUUUAUAAGCUUUUAAACUUGACGUACCUGAAUUUGUCACAAGCUGGUUUCGAAGGGCAGAUUCCAGUGGAAUUGUCAAGAUUGACGAAGUUAGUAGUUCUUGACAUUUCUACUUAUAAUGACAUUGUAGGUUUUCCUUACUCUUUAUUAAGUCUAGAGAGCCCUGAUUUGGGGACACUCGUUGGAAGUCUAGCAAAUCUUAGAGAACUUUACCUUGAUGGUGUGAAUGUUUCAUUGAAGGGGAGUGAGUGGUGCUCGGCGUUAUCUUCAUCUCUACCUCAAUUGAGAGUUUUGUCAAUGAGAUACUGUGAAAUUUCAGGCCCAAUUGAUCCUGUCCUGGUAAAUCUUCCUUUCCUUUCAGUUAUUCGUCUCGAUAUGAAUAACUUGUCCACUAUGGUUCCAGAUUUUUUGGCAGAUUUUACGAAAUUGACAACUUUAAGUGUUAGAUGGUGCAAUUUGUUUGGUUCAUUUCCCAGUAAAAUCUUUCAGGUACCAACUCUACAACAACUUGAUCUGUUAGGCAACGUAAACCUUACCGGCACUUUACCUGAAUUUCCACAGAAAAAUGCAUUAAGGGAGUUGAGUCUUAGGGAGACGAGUUUCACCGGUUUGCUUCCAAAUUCAAUUGCUAACCUUCGAAGUUUGAUUACACUAGACUUAUAUGAUUGCAAUUUCAGAGGACCUAUUCCGUCAACAAUGGGAAAUUUAACGAACCUAGUUUCAUUAGACUUGUCAAACAACAACUUUACUGGCUCAAUCCCGCUGUUCCAUGAGGCUAACAAGCUCAAUUACAUUGACAUUUCUAAUAACAACGGUCAACUUUCUUCUGCUCAAACUCAAUUAGCCGUUCUCCUUUCCCUCCCCUCAUUGCAGUACCUUUAUCUUUAUAAUAGUCAUUUAAGUGGAGAAAUCCAUGAAUUUCCAAAUGCAUCCUCCUCUGUUCUGGAAACACUUUAUUUGAGCAAUAACCAUCUAAAUGGAUUGAUCCCCCGGUCUAUCUUUAAACUCAAUAGGCUUUCACAACUCUCACUUUCUUCCAACUCCUUCAGUGGGACCAUUAAUAUCGAAGCGGUAAAUGGACUUCCUAGGCUAACCACCCUUGACCUUUCAGACAACAAAAUUGAAGGGAAAAUACCAAAUUGGGUUUGGACAGUUGCAAAACUGAAUCUUUCUCACAAUCUCUUUGAGUCACUGGAAAAACCUUAUUAUAUAUCUACUACUUCUAUUGUCAUUGACUUGAGUUUCAACAGGAUCAAGGGCAAUCCACCGUUUCUACCAGAUCGCUUUGCAAACUGGAAAAGUAGUAUUACUUACUUUUCAAUUGCCAAUAAUGAAUUUACGGGAUCAAUAUCCUCUUCCAUAUGCAGUCUAGAUCAGCUUCAAUUCCUUGAUAUGUUGAAUAACUCCAUAAGCGGAAAAAUACCUCCCUGUCUAAUCCAAAUGCUGGCUAUGAGUCUCGUAGUGUUGAAUAUAGGGAGAAACAAUCUAAGUGGCAUUGUUCCUGAUACAUUUCCGCUGAAUUGCAGUUUGGAAACUUUAGAUCUCAGUAGGAAUAUGUUAGAAGGAAAAGUUCCAAGCUCCUUGCAAAGAUGUGAACCUUUGCAAGUUUUGAACAUUGGAAACAACAAGAUCAAAGAUACAUUCCCGUGCAUGUUGAAGAAAUUAUACAGUUUUCAUGUCCUAGUCAUAAGGUCGAACAAGUUCUACGGGAAUCUCCAGUGUUCUGUUGCUAAUCAAACUUGGUCAAGGCUUCAAAUUGUGGAUCUUGCUUACAAUAAUUUCAGUGGUGAUCUGCUACCGCAUUACUUCUCCAGCUGGGAAGGCAUGAUGCAGGGCAACAAUCCAUACCCAUGGGAGCAGUACUUAAGUGCUGAUAAUCUGUAUCAAGACAAGGUGACUUUAACUAUCAAAGGUUUAACAGUGGAAUAUGUGAAAAUUCUUGUGGUUUUAACUUCCAUUGAUUUCUCUUGCAACAACUUUCAAGGGGAGAUACCGGAGACAUUGGGAGAUCUCAAAUCACUAAUCCAUCUUAACUUCUCGCACAAUGCUUUGACCGGAAGAAUACCAAAUGCCCUUGGAAAUUUGACUCAGCUUGAAUCCUUAGAUUUCUCAGUUAACCAUUUACGUGGGAGGAUUCCAGACGAGCUCGUGAGUCUCACAUUUCUUGCUUUCUUGAACCUAUCUUUUAAUCAACUAUCUGGUAGGAUUCCAAGUGGUAACCAACUUCAGACGUUCUCAGCGAAUUCCUUUGAAGGGAACACAGGGUUGUGCGAUUUACCUUUAAAGAAAACGUGCAGUGAAACCAAAGUGAAUGGAUCAUCACAAUUACUUAGCAGCCAUUCUGAACAUGAAAUUGAAGGGAAAUAUAUAAGUUUUUCCUUGGGAUCUUCUGUUGGCUUUGGCAUCAUAAUCUGGCUGCUUUUGCAUAGUCAAAGAUGCAAUGAGCUCCUUGAUAGACUUCUUUUCAGAAUGUUGGAUCGACACAAAAAAAGGCGCAUGAAUAAAAAUCUUUGAAGGUGGUCAAGUAUAGCUUUGAUGUUUGAUCUUUUACAUUCUGUUUAAAGGAGUUCAUAAUACUAUUGUUCACUUUGUUUUUCCUUUGUUUUCUGUAUGGUAAAGAGUGGUGUUUGAAUUUUAA